AAUCCCUCUCUCCUUGUGAUUCAUAUCUUCUUCCUCAACACGAACCUCUCUGCUUUGCUUCUUUUCAAAAAGAUUCAAUUUCUUUCGAAUUUGCCCCUCUGGUUAUAAUCUAAUUACUUAAAAUGUCUGGAAUUCUAGUUUAUUCCGCCGCUAGCUCCCUUCGACUCUCGCCGGGAAAUAGCUUUCUUGAGUCGAAGAAGACAGUCGGAUCUCGCAACGGAAACGCACGGUUUCCCUCCGGAGCUACGUCGGUCAGGGCUUAUACGCAGCAGACAUUCAACGCCGAGCCAGCUGUAACGGAAUCCGUUCGCCGGCGAGCGUCGAGCCUCUACGAGCUGCUGAAAGUCAACGAAACGGCGUCGCUGACGGAGAUUAAGACGGCGUACCGGAGCUUAGCGAAGGUUUACCAUCCCGAUGCGUCGGAGUCUGACGGGCGAGAUUUCAUGGAGAUCCACAAAGCUUACGCGACGCUGGCGGAUCCGACAACGAGAGCUAUCUACGAUUCGACGCUGGUAACACGGCGGAGACGGGUUCACGCUGGAGCUAUGGGUCGAGCGGGUCGGGUGUACACGACUACCCGGAGGUGGGAGACGGAUCAGUGUUGGUGAUUUUUUUGCAGCAGCGAAAGGGCACUUUUUGACUUCAUUUUCCCCUUUGAUAAUUUUUUUUUUUGUUUUCCUUUGUCAUAUCUUUGGAAAAUUAAAGGGGAAGUAAGUUGUAUGAGCCUUUUAUUUUAACUCAAGAAGAGACGUGUAUAUUAUUUUUUGCUUCAUGCUGUGAAUUUUGCUGUCAA
Molecule: messenger RNA, 793 nt
Organism: Brassica oleracea var. oleracea
Lineage: Eukaryota; Viridiplantae; Streptophyta; Magnoliopsida; Brassicales; Brassicaceae
Product: chaperone protein dnaJ 11, chloroplastic-like
Exons: 1
Coding region: 123-608 (161 amino acids)
Source: RefSeq, a predicted model, not a curated record